AUGACCCUGUCUUUGGAUAAUACACCAGUUUUGAUAGCAGGUGCUGGUCCCUCUGGCCUUGUGGCAGCAUUGACACUGUUGAAGAAUGGCAUAGCUGUGCGGAUUAUCGAUAAAGAACCCAAACAUAGGAUAGGUCAACGAGGAGCGGCAAUCGCACCACGGUCUUUGGAACUUUACCAUUUUCUCGGUGUAGACGAAAUCGAGAAAAACGCAAACCCGCCCCCUUUGGUACGGACCUAUCGCCCAGGAGGUUUAGAGCCUCUGGAAACACUUCCCAUAGCCGUCCAUGUUGACCCAACACCAGCUUAUCCAUAUUUCAAUUUUGCCAUGCUAGGUCAAGACUGUGCCGAAAGCCAUCUGCAUUCACACUUAGCGAAGUAUUCUUGCUAUGUUGAAUUUGGAACUGAGUUGGUCUCCAUCGAACAACACCCGGAUCAUGUACGGGCACACCUAGUCAAAAAGCGAGAUGACCGAGAAAUCUUGGAAACCGCUCAAGUGUCGUGCGAAGGCAGCUUGGGUGAUAUUCGGGUAAAGGGUUUGGAUAAUAAGGUUUGGUCGUCGAACCUCGUCAUCGCCUUUGUUAUGCUGAACUGUCUACAGCACUGGCAUAUGUGGGGGGACAUGUCCACAAAUCUUGUUGCCUUACGAGCUACUCCAGAUUUUGGAGAAGAUGGAUUUGCGUUAUUUGCGAGCGGUCAUGGCCUUGAUACGGAGAGAAUUGCAUCGAAUCACGAUCUUCUUAUUGAUUUCCUUACAUCAGUGACUGAGCGUCAAGACAUGCACUUUGAUGUUCGUUGGGCCUCCGAUUUCAGACCUAACAUACGGAUGACGAGAAGAUUCAGGGAUGGGAGGGUUUUUCUUGCAGGCGAUGCAGCUCACGUGCACAGCCCGACUGGUGGACAAGGAAUGAAUUCCAGCAUACAAGAUACCUUCAACCUCGGCUGGAAACUUGCCCUGGUCAUCAAGGGUCUGGCCCCCCCUUCCCUCCUUGACACCUAUAGUGAAGAGCGCAUACCCGUCAUAGCGGAGAUGUUAAAAGUAACCACUGAACUUCUUGACGAUACGGCAAAAGCAGACAGAUCAACCACAGGCUCCGCCUUCAAACGCGAUCCCAGCAUGUACCAGCUUGGGGUCAAUUAUAGGGGCAGUAGUAUCUUGGUGGACGAACAGGACCUCCUGGAAAACGAGGUGGAUCCUUACGGUCUCGUCACCGAGGGCUCUCUUCAAGCCGGAGAUAGGGCUCCUGAUUCCACAGGAUUGCACGUGGUGGGACCACCUGACGAGGAAGGCAUCACUAGGUUGUUCGCCGUCUUCAAACCCUGGUUUCACACCGCCCUCAUCUUUACGAAAGACUCCUCGGACGUUAGAAUGCUGACUUCCGCUCUACGGCGUUACCCUCAGGGUACAAUACGGUGUGUCGUGCUGUCCCCGCGGGGCUCGUCUGUGUCUCGGGCGGCCGCAGGAGAUUUACACCUUGUCGAUGGUGAAGGUCAUGCCUUUAAGUGGUACAACGUCCCAGAAGAAGGUGGUAGAGUCGUGGUUGUCAGGCCAGAUGGUGUGGUUGGCGCCAUUGUCCAUGGAGUGGAGGGGUUACACCGGUACUUUGAGCUAAUAUUCUUCUCCGUCGACAGAAUUCUCGUUUAAUUAUAUCAUGAAAUUU
Molecule: messenger RNA, 1660 nt
Organism: Serpula lacrymans var. lacrymans S7.9
Lineage: Eukaryota; Fungi; Basidiomycota; Agaricomycetes; Boletales; Serpulaceae
Exons: 12
Coding region: 1-1644 (547 amino acids)
Molecular function (GO): FAD binding
Source: RefSeq, a predicted model, not a curated record